Daldinia caldariorum is the source of this 1504-nucleotide messenger RNA. RefSeq lists its product as uncharacterized. Bases 475 to 1302 code for a protein of 275 amino acids. The transcript is spliced from 5 exons. Gene Ontology annotation, molecular function: peptidase activity. The record is from RefSeq and is a predicted model, not a curated record. NCBI's taxonomy places the organism in Eukaryota, Fungi, Ascomycota, Sordariomycetes, Xylariales, Hypoxylaceae.
GGAACAGAUUGAUUCUAUAUCUUGGUAUUUAAGGGCCGUUAUCUUUUUGAAUAGUAGAAAAAAUAUUGCAUCUUUUAGACUCAUGUUGAUAGAAAGUGUCCGCAAGGAACUUUAAUUAAGAUAGUUAAAGCUACUUACCUCUUACAUUAACUACCUUAGGUAGUUAUAUACAAAACAUCUUUAGAGACACUCCAGUGUUUUGAUAGAACAGUAGAGAAUCUAAUAAUUUAUAACAGUUAUCAGACUACGCGCAGCAUAGAGUGGCUGUACAUUAUAGAGCAGCAAACAUAUUCCCAUAUACGGAAGUCCGACAGGGCCAAUUCUUGGUCCGCCGUGUUAACCGUAUUACAUAGUAGGUAUGCAUAGGUACCUAUACAAUACAAAAGCGGAACAGGUGGGCUAUGAAGAAGUAAGGCCGGAAUCAAAAUAUAAAUACUAGGUAGGCUACGGAUUAAAGAUUCCAAGUGUUAAGAGAUGGGAUUCGAUGCCCUAGCAAGGUUGAAAAGCGCCCGAGAAACUACAGAAGAAUACAUCAAAGAGAAAUGGGAACGAAGGAAACCAUGGGGUUUUUCGGAGGCGGAUGCUGCAGCCAAAGCCGAGGAAGAACGACGACGGCGGGAGAAAAACGAGUUCCUUUGUCUAAUAUUGGCAAAGAUUACCGGAGAGUCAGCCAUCGAGAUGCCGCCAUUACAAUGUGAUCCGAUCGCAUCUCAUAAGGCCGCCUUCUUGAUCACCACGCCGAUCGAGUUUGGAAAAUUUGAAUUGUCAAAAACUACUUACAAAUUGCUUGCCAAACAUGUCGGCAUGAGCCAAAAUAGUGUCAGCCACUGGGCGUUGUGCGUGAUUAAUCGCAGCUUCAAUCCCUCAUACUGUUACGACCUGAUGAGUGACCAGUUGGCUCUCAACACUAUUGGCAAAAAUUACUUUCGCGUGGCCGAAAUUACCCCUGAAUUCGUACAAACAUGGAGCACGUGUUAUUAUAUCGGAGAGACGACGAAAUCUCAUGAAGAGAUACAAGAAAUAGGAACAAAUCAUACGUUGCUUCACCCGCGGUACAACCUCUUAACAAGCAAUUGUCAGGAUAUGGCAGAAAGCCUAGUAAGAGAGUUAUGUAACGGUAGAAUAAUUAGCCAGGCAAAACUAAGAGAGGAGUUAUCUUUGGUGUCUCCGAAGAUAGCCCUAAACUUGAUGAUAGCGCGAUUAAAGUCGAGGAUAGAAGUUAUGGAUGAGCAUGAGGAUAGUGACACUGUAAAAGUUGACAUCGACGCCAUCAAAGCGCUAUGGCGUAAAGCUCAUCGAUAACCAAUCCUCUUUUCUUUUUUUGUUCGAAAAGAAGAAGAAAAAAGGCAAUAAAGGCUUAUGAUAAAAUAAAUUCGUAGCACUAACCACAUGGCCUCUAAAAUGAAAGAAAAACAUACAGUUUACCUACCUAGGUACCUACAAGUUUGCCUGAGUCCUAAAACCAUUAAGCUUGUGCACAGACCACCACCCAAGUAUUAGGUUU